Fusarium graminearum PH-1 is the source of this 918-nucleotide messenger RNA. RefSeq lists its product as uncharacterized. Gene Ontology annotation, cellular component: nucleus. Bases 1 to 918 code for a protein of 305 amino acids. The transcript is spliced from 2 exons. NCBI's taxonomy places the organism in Eukaryota, Fungi, Ascomycota, Sordariomycetes, Hypocreales, Nectriaceae. Gene Ontology annotation, molecular function: DNA binding. The record is from RefSeq and is a predicted model, not a curated record. Gene Ontology annotation, biological process: double-strand break repair; DNA recombination.
AUGUCCCUGCGUGUCAACAACUGUCCUGCAUCAGAGAGUGAAUGGCGAGAGAUUCUCAAGAGCUUGUUUCAGCAGGAACCCCUUCCGGAUAUUCAAGCUACAGCCACAGUGCAAAGCGAAAAGUCUAUAUCAAUCACCCUUCGUAAAGAGGUCCAGGGUAUUACGCAACGCUUUGGUGCAAUCACUUUGAGCCAUGAUCCAGAUGAAGCCAUCGAACUGUUUGAGUGGUGCGGUGCAGCUGUUGAGUCCUCUACUAGCAGUAAGCAAGCCGCGGCCGACCUGGCUGUCAAAUCGACUGAAGCGAAUGCCGCCGUCGCCCAGCUUCAGUCUCAGCUGGAAGACAUGAUCAAAGCAAAGUGCGAGGAUGAGACACUAUUGUUGAGGAGGUUCAGGGACCUCCUGAAUGAGAAGAAAAUAAAAAUUAGGGAACAACAACAGGCAUUAGCGGCUCUAGCAGCAAACCCCAGCAUGGCAGGUCAAUCACAACCUUCACAGGCUGUUACAGUUGAAGUCGAGCAGCCAAAGCAAAAGACAAAGUCAAAGCAGCGUUCUCGACAAGCCGCCAAGUCCAGGCCUGCAAAGAGAAAGGCGCCUGCAACAAGGCGAGUGGAAGAGUCCGAGGAUGAUGCUGGUGUUGACACCAUGGAUGUCGACGUCAAACGGGAGCCUGAGGAUACAGAUCCUGGGAACACAACGGAAGCAACUGCAUCUGUCGAUAGCAACGACGAGGAUGAUGUUGUUAUUCAGUUGAAAACAUCCCAGCAAAUCUAUGGCUCUACAUCCGUGGCUGCUUCUCAAGAAAAGGCGUCUGCAAAGGCCGCCGAAAAGCCUCCGCCACCGCGAGCUCUCCCAUUUGCAACAAAAAAGACUGCACCUACGCCUGCUGGUGAUGAGACAGAAUCAGAUGACGAGCUUUAA